This is a messenger RNA of Prunus dulcis (almond), 2710 nucleotides long. Its product is annotated as probable pre-mRNA-splicing factor ATP-dependent RNA helicase DEAH4. Gene Ontology annotation, cellular component: intracellular anatomical structure. Gene Ontology annotation, molecular function: ATP hydrolysis activity; ATP binding; RNA binding. The transcript is spliced from 15 exons. The record is from RefSeq and is a predicted model, not a curated record. Bases 106 to 2208 code for a protein of 700 amino acids. NCBI's taxonomy places the organism in Eukaryota, Viridiplantae, Streptophyta, Magnoliopsida, Rosales, Rosaceae.
UUGAGUUUUCUAAAACCCUGAUUUCAAUUUUCUUGCAAAUAAUUCUCAAAAACCCUAUUCUUCUUUCCUGUCACUCUGCAAUUUUGAAGCUUGGCUAUUCUAUCAAUGGCGGACCUACCAAUCCUCCAAUUCGAAGAGACAAUCAUGAAAGCAGUAGAAGAAAACACGGUCGUAGUGAUUAUCGGAGAGACUGGUUCAGGAAAGAGCACCCAACUCUCUCAAAUACUUCACAGAAGGGGCUACACCAAGUCUGGAAUCGUCGGCGUCACUCAGCCUCGCCGAGUCGCCGCUGUCUCCGUUGCCAGACGAGUUUCACAGGAGCUUGGUGUCCGGCUUGGGGAUGAAGUUGGAUACGCCAUCAGAUUUGAAGAUAGAACGUCAGAGAGGACGCGUAUCAAGUACCUCACUGAUGGAGUUCUCCUUCGUGAAAGUCUUUCCAAUCCAGAGCUCGAUGAGUACUCUGUAGUAAUACUUGAUGAAGCUCAUGAAAGGAGCCUGAACACGGACAUAUUGCUGGGACUGAUGAAACGCUUGGUUGAAAGGCGUGCCUCAAAUUUCAAGGUUCUGAUCACUUCAGCAACUCUUGAUGGUGAAAAAGUAUCACAAUUCUUUUCAGAAUGCCCUGUAGUGAGAGUCCCAGGGAAGUUAUUUCCAGUCGAAAUAGUGUACAGUCAUGAGCGUCCUGUCAGCUAUCUUGAGUCAUCUUUAGCAACAGCUCUCGAUAUACAUAUGAAGGAAGGGGAAGGUGAUGUCUUAAUAUUCAUGACUGGGCAGGAUGAUAUAGAUAAGUUGGUAUCUAAGUUAGAAGAUAGAGUUCGAAGCCUGGAAGAAGGGUCUUGCAUGGAUGCCAUAAUCCUUCCUCUUCAUGGUUCUUUGCAGCCUGAAAUGCAGGUACGUGUUUUUGGACCUCGACCUCCAAAUUGUAGGAGAUUUAUUGUUGCCACAAACAUUGCUGAAACUUCUUUGACUGUUGAUGGUGUUGUGUAUGUUAUUGAUUCUGGUUAUGUGAAGCAACGGCAGUACAACCCGUCAACUGGCAUGUAUUCCCUCGAUGUUGUUCAAAUUAGCAAGGUACAAGCACAUCAACGUGCUGGACGAGCAGGAAGAACACGUCCUGGGAAGUGCUAUCGAUUAUACCCUUCUGCGGUUUACGAGGAUGAGUUCCUGGAUGUAACAAUUCCUGAAAUACAACGUUCUUCGCUUGCUGGAAGUGUUCUUUAUUUGAAAUCUUUGGACCUCCCUGAUAUUGAUAUUCUCAAAUUUGAUUUUCUUGAUUCUCCUUCACCUGAGUCUUUACAAGAUGCUCUGAAGCAAUUGUAUCUUAUCGAUGCUAUUGAUGAAAAUGGAUUGAUCACAAGAAUUGGAAAAACGAUGGCUGAGCUUCCACUAGAACCUUCAUUGUCAAGGACCUUAAUGGAGGCAAAUGAGCAUGGUUGCUUAUCCCAGGCCUUGACUGUUGCUGCUAUGUUAUCCGCAGAAACCACAUUGCUUCCUGGUCGAAGCAAGAAUACUGAGAAGAAGAGGAAACAUGAUUAUUUGGACCUUCCUGAUGGUUCUGGCUGGGGUGAUCAUAUCCAGUUGCUACAGAUCUAUGAGUGCUGGCAUCAGACUAACUAUGACAUUGAUUGGUGCAAGGAUUAUCAGUUGCAGGUGAGAGGGAUGAAGUUUGUGAAGGAUGUCAGGAGACAGCUAUCUCAGAUCAUGCAGAAAAUAGCAAAAGGACCAUUAGAUGUACAGAUAAGCAGAAGAUGGAAAGAAAGCCAACAGGAUUAUCACAACUUGAGGAGGGCCUUGUGUGUGGGAUAUGCAAAUCAGCUCGCUGAGAGAAUGGUAUAUCACAAUGGGUAUCGAACCUUAGGUUUUAAGCCCCAAGUAGUACAGGUGCAUCCAUCCAGUGUGCUAAAACCCGAUGAUGAAGGAAAAUUGCCAGACUAUGUUGUGUACCAAGAACUCAUUGCAACUUCCCGCCCAUACUUGCGUACUGUAUGUGCCGUAAAUAUUGCUUGGGUCACACCCAUUUUGGACAAAGUCAAUAAAAUAAAUAUCAACAAGCUGAGUGGUGGGAUUGGUCGUAUUGAAGAGCACACAGAGGAAAAUAUGUCUGAUUUGCCAAAGACAGAUAACGUUGUUGCAGCAGUUCCUGAUGAUCACGAAAGUAAAAUACAAGCAGCUAGGGAACGAUUUCUUGCUCGUAAAGGAAAGAAAUGAGCUUAUUCACCAGUUGUAUUUGAUGAAAUAGUGGGGUAUUGAGUAUUAACACCAAAAGAAAGAAAGCUGGUUUGAGCUACAACUGGUAACUACGGAACCCUUUUCUAACCAAAUUCCCCACCCUGAAACCAAGCUUAGGCUACCGACUCCCUAACUCCCAAAUUAAUAUCAUAUCAUUGUCAGCCUCAUCCAUACUACCGUAGUUGCAAUCAAGGACUUUUGGAAGGCAUGCCCAGCACACCUACCUACUGUAUUUUCAAUUUUUUCUUCUUCGAUCUCGCAGCUUAGAUGACCUCUCAAUGGCGGAUCUUUCGUUACUUUUGCCUCCAAGGAGUAUUUGUAUUUUGUUAUAAUCUUCCAGCGUGGCCUAUUUUGAGCAUGCUGGCUGUUGACAUACACUUGUAUAUGCUAACAAUACCAAAAAUUCCUCAAAUGAGAAGGACCAAAAGGAAAGAGAAAAAGAAAAAAAGAGAGUUUUGUUAGCACUGUUCGGCCACGUGUA